AUGUCUAGAAAGAAAAUGAAGCUUGCCUACAUUACCAAUGAUACAAAAAGGAAAACUACCUGCAAAAAAAGAACCAAGGGUCUGCUGAAAAAGGUGCGUGAACUCACUACCCUUUGUAAGAUUGAGGCUUGUGCUAUUAUCCUCUCCCCUGAUUUCGACUCUCAACCAGAGGUAUGGCCAUCCCACACAGGUGCCCAACAGUUACUUUCUCAGUUCAAGAAGCUACCCCAGUCGAUACGAAACAAUAAGAUGGUUAACCAAGAGAGUUUCCUCGAGCAAAGCAUAGCCAAAGCUACUCAGCAGCUUAAGAAACGACGCAAUGAGAACCGUCAGAAGGAUUUGAAAAAAUUCAUGUUCCAGAGCCUGAGUGGAAAAUGGAUACUUCAGAGUAUGAAUGUGAUGGAUUUGAAUGAGGUCGGUGUGUUCGUUGAGCAAAACUUGAAGGAUAUUGACAAAAGAGUUCGUGUGCUUACUAAUGAGUCUCGUUCCUAAGGAUGUUAUUUGCAGUGCUCUCUAGAUCUAGUGCUUUCUUUGUCUCGGGAUAUA
Messenger RNA from Gossypium raimondii (Peruvian cotton), 546 nucleotides. RefSeq names its product agamous-like MADS-box protein AGL80. Gene Ontology annotation, molecular function: RNA polymerase II cis-regulatory region sequence-specific DNA binding; DNA-binding transcription factor activity, RNA polymerase II-specific; protein dimerization activity. The record is from RefSeq and is a predicted model, not a curated record. The coding region runs from base 1 to 492 and encodes 163 amino acids. Lineage: Eukaryota; Viridiplantae; Streptophyta; Magnoliopsida; Malvales; Malvaceae. Gene Ontology annotation, biological process: positive regulation of transcription by RNA polymerase II. The transcript has a single exon.